This is a messenger RNA of Prunus mume (Japanese apricot), 1936 nucleotides long. Its product is annotated as berberine bridge enzyme-like 21. Lineage: Eukaryota; Viridiplantae; Streptophyta; Magnoliopsida; Rosales; Rosaceae. The record is from RefSeq and is a predicted model, not a curated record. Gene Ontology annotation, molecular function: oxidoreductase activity; FAD binding.
AAAGCCACACAGCAAACCCACAACAAAUUGUCAAUAACAAUGAGAAGCGCAAUGCCUAGAAUUCUUCCACUUGCUGUUUUGUUUGUUGUUUUUUAUGUUUCUGCAUCAUGGGCAGCCUCUGGUUCUGUCUAUGACAACUUUGUUCAGUGCCUGAACACAAAAGCAAACUCAUCAUCUUCAACCCCAUUGGCAAACAUAGUUUUUGCCCAAAACAACCCUUCAUACACAUCUGUGCUAAGAGCCUACAUCAGAAAUUCCAGGUUCAACAAAACCUCAACGCCAAAACCAGUGCUCAUAAUCACCCCCUCAGCUGAAUCCCAUGUCCAGGCCUCUGUCCUCUGCGCAAAGCAGCUUGGCAUACAGCUCAAAAUCCGAAGCGGCGGCCACGAUUAUGAGGGUGUUUCUUAUUGGUCUGAUCAGACUUUUAUUGUUCUUGACAUGUUUAAUCUCAGGAGUAUCGCUGUGGACAUCAAAGACGGUUCUGUUUGGGCUCAGGCUGGAGCCACACUUGGAGAAAUGUACUAUAGGAUUUGGGAGAAGAGCAAAGUUCAUGGCUUUCCUGCUGGAGUUUGUGAAACAGUUGGUGUUGGUGGGCACAUAAGUGGUGGCGGCUAUGGAAACAUGUUGAGGAAGUAUGGCCUUGCUGUGGACAAUGUCAUUGAUGCUCAGAUUGUUGAUGUUCAGGGGAGGCUUCUUGACAGAAAAUCAAUGGGAGAAGACCUCUUUUGGGCUAUUAAAGGAGGAGGUGGAGGUAGCUUUGGAGUUAUUAUUUCAUACAAAUUGAAGUUGGUUUCUGUGCCUGAAAUUGUUACAGUGUUCCGGGUGGAGAGAACCUUGGAAGAGAAUGCAACCGCCGUCGUAUUGAAGUGGCAAGAGGUGGCGCCAACCACAGACGAUGGUCUUUUUAUGAGGAUGCUUUUGCAGCCUGUGACUUCUAAAGUGAAGAAGGGUGAGAAGACUGUUAGAAUCUCAAUUUUGGCCGAGUUUCUUGGCAAUGCUGACCAACUUGUGUUAUUAUUGGGGAAGGAGUUUCCUGAAUUGGGUUUGAAGAAGGAGAACUGUAUGGAGAUGAGUUGGAUUGACUCUGUGCUUUGGUGGGCUAAUUUUGAUAAUGGGACUAAACCUGAAGCUUUGCUCAAUAGAAAUCCCAAUGAUGCAAAUUUCCUGAAAAGGAAGUCUGAUUAUGUUCAAACCCCAAUCUCCAAAGAUGGAUUGGAGUGGUUAUGGAAGAAGAUGAUUGAGCUUGGCAAAACAGGGUUGGUGUUCAAUCCAUAUGGUGGGAAAAUGAGCCAAAUUCUAGCCUCUGAGACGCCUUUUCCACACCGUGCGGGGAACUUGUUCAAAAUUCAGUACUCAGUGAAUUGGGAAGAUGCAGGAGAGGAUUCAGAGAAGAAUUAUCUCACACAAAGCAGGAGGCUUUACAGUUACAUGACCCCAUUUGUGUCCAAGAACCCAAGAAGUGCUUUCUUGAAUUACAGGGACCUUGACAUUGGUAUCAAUACAUUUGGUGACAAUAGCUAUGAAGAAGGGAAGGUUUAUGGAUUGAAGUACUUCAAUGACAACUUUGAUAGGUUGCUGAAGGUGAAGACUGCUGUUGAUCCAGAAAAUUUCUUCAGGAACGAGCAGAGUAUCCCUACUCUUCCAAAUGGAAACUCAGACGUGAAUAGCGGGUCAUGUUCCAACUUACCAAUGGGGAAGCUAUUCGUUCUACUGAUAUGCUUGCUUAUCGGAGUUAGUUGAGGGCGGCUUAGUUGAUUCUCCGGUUAACGUAGGACAGAUAUGUAGGCCAUGCGAAUAGUGAGAAUGCGGCACUUUAUAGUAGGUGAUGACAAACUGCUCAUUGCGGCCAUUGUAGAAGUGAUGAGUUAUUUGCUGAUGUAUCCAAGACAAAUUCAUGUCAUAUUCCAAAUUUCAUCCAAGAAUUUUUUCACUUGAA